Scheffersomyces stipitis CBS 6054 is the source of this 2496-nucleotide messenger RNA. RefSeq lists its product as uncharacterized. Lineage: Eukaryota; Fungi; Ascomycota; Pichiomycetes; Serinales; Debaryomycetaceae. Gene Ontology annotation, biological process: regulation of transcription by RNA polymerase II. Bases 1 to 2496 code for a protein of 831 amino acids. The record is from RefSeq and is a predicted model, not a curated record. The transcript has a single exon.
AUGAGUAACCAAACUUCAUUCACAACAGGCAGAUCGAUUGCUGAUCCCAACUACGCCCAGGUGGCGCUCUUUGACAGUCACUCCAAGCCACGUGAGGAAAGGGACUUCAAAGAAAUAUACCCCGAUCUUGACGAAGGCAUCCAGCUCAACAUGUUUGUAUUGAAUAAUGACGCGGAGGAUGACAAUGACAUCGACAUGGUUAAUCCUGGUCCUGUAAUUAUGUCCGAAUUAAAGCAACCCGUGUUCAAUAAGAUAGAUGAUGGAGCGGGUGACGCAAAUCGUUUAAAUGUCAAAUUUAGUAAGUCUAUAACAGCGUAUGGCUUCCAGGAACAAAAUAGAGUAAUUAGUAAAACUAUCCAAGACACAUAUAUUCGUCCGUUCCAGUUGCCUGGUUCAAACGAAAAUGGUUCCGAUGAUGUUUCCAUAAUUGGAAGAAUUUUGGAAAGAAAACGAAACGCCGUAGAAUAUGAUAUGGACGAACAGGAUUGUUUGUUCUUGAGUUAUAGAAACCAACAACCCAACAAUGUAAUCAAAAUAACUCCAGAAGUGUUUGAAAUUAUGAUAACGACAUUAGAAAAUGAAUGGGACAAACUAGAACACCAAAUGAAUUCGAUAAUAAAUAAUAAUGGCAGUCUGGAAAGAGCCUAUGAUGGCUCUACGACGUUUCUUCUGUUGGACCGAGAUGAUAUUGAGAAAUACGGAACCGACGACGGCAUAAUUCCAGGUUCUAUAUAUGAUCAAAGGUGUGCCGUAUGCAAUGAUAGUGAUUGUGACAAUUCGAAUGCUAUUGUUUUUUGUGAUGGUUGCGAUAUAGCUGUACACCAAGAGUGUUAUGGAAUAGCAUUUAUUCCUGAAGGGCAAUGGCUUUGCCGAAAAUGUAUGAUAAACAAGAACCGUAAAACGGAUUGCGUUUUUUGUCCGAGUAAAACGGGUGCAUUUAAGCAACUUGAUAAUAGUUUGUGGAGCCAUGUCAUUUGUGCUUUAUGGAUUAAUGAAUUAUAUUUCGCCAAUCCGAUUUACAUGGAACCUAUUGAAGGCAUAGAUUUAAUUCCGAAAAGCCGUUGGAAAUUGGUUUGCUAUAUUUGUAAACAGAGGAUUGGUGCUUGCAUCCAAUGUACUAACCGAAACUGCUUCCAGGCAUAUCAUGUCACAUGUGCUAGAAGAGCUGGUCUCUACAUGGAAAUGACUAUGGGAAUGCAAGGUGCUAUUAGCAACAAGAUGACAUUGAGGACUUUUUGUGACAAGCACAGUCCGCCAAGUUGGAAUGCAGAAGAUAUUCCCAGGGGCAUUCAACGGACUAGGUUGUUCUAUCGUGAUACGAAUAUUCUAAAUGAAAGAAAUGCCAAACUCAGUAGCUAUCAAAAGACUGCCAACAAACUUAAUAUAUUCAAAUGGAAAACAGAAAAUAAUACUCCAAUUGCCCCCAAGGUUUUUAGUGAUGUUUUGUUUAAUAUUUUGCAAGCAUUAAAAGUUGAAAAUCAAGUUUCCUUAGAAGAAAAUAAUCAAUUGAAAGACUUGAAUGUCUUGCCUAAUCGAUCUCGUGAAGAUAUUUGGGCGGACAUGAGAAGUAUCAGCAAUGAAAUUUGCCGCUAUUGGUGUUUAAAAAGAGAACUGAAAAAGGGAGCUCCAUUAAUAAGAAAGAAUAACAAUUUCGUUUCCACGAGCUCCAUUUUAUAUAACGCUAAUGGAUCUGAUACUAGAAGUGACGGAGAUUAUUAUGAACAAAUUGACGAAAUUAAAGGACGGAUAGAUUUUGCAGAAGUUUUGGUCAGAGAUUUAGAUAAGGUGAUUGAUAUGAAUAAGGAUUCAUUAUCGAGACAAGUCUAUUCACGAGAAGUGCAUAACUUAGAAUUUGAAUCAAUUGAUGCUGUUUAUUUUCCUAUCAAGAAAGUCAUCGAAAAUUGUUUGAAUACUUUAAAUGAAAAAUUCGAUGCUAAUAGAAUUAUUCAAGGAUAUCAAGUCAAGGUGGAAAAUGAAAAUGAAAAUAGAAGGAAAUUUGGUGAUUUACCUGUGCAAAUAUCUGAACAAGAUAAUAAAAAUGGUGAGGGGGUGCUGGAUUUUCUACAGCGGGAUUUUACUGACAUGUUACCGCGACCACUUACAUUGUCUCAAAUAAUUUCAAAAAACGCAAAGUACGGUUAUUUCACAAUAGAGGAGUUCAAUAAAGAUCUUCAGAAAUUUAGUGAAAUUGUUCUUCAACGAAGUAAAUCAUCAAACAAUAUUCACAGGCUAAUGAAGAGAUGGAUGAAAGAGUAUUACAAGAUACUUCCAGAGAUGUUUUCCUUUGAAAACAAGGUUAAAAGGGAAUUAAAUAAUAACGAGAAAAUAUUGACAAGUAAUUAUUUUAGUUCCCCUUCCCUUGGCGUGCAUGGGAGUGAGAUUAUGUUUAAAUCAUAUGAUGUCAAAGAAUUAUUGGACGAGAAUGACUUGAGUGAAGUGGAAAAUGAUAUGAACGAUGCAAAUCAACAUGAGCUACAUAGAUUUUUAAAUGGUUGA